Messenger RNA from Suillus paluster, 1065 nucleotides. RefSeq lists its product as uncharacterized. Bases 270 to 1019 code for a protein of 249 amino acids. Lineage: Eukaryota; Fungi; Basidiomycota; Agaricomycetes; Boletales; Suillaceae. The record is from RefSeq and is a predicted model, not a curated record. Gene Ontology annotation, biological process: poly(A)-dependent snoRNA 3'-end processing; rRNA catabolic process; nuclear mRNA surveillance. Gene Ontology annotation, cellular component: cytoplasmic exosome (RNase complex); nuclear exosome (RNase complex); nucleolus. The transcript has a single exon.
UGUGUCAAAGGCAAUUAUCCCUCGUUCAUUUGCAGAACAACGUGGAUCCGUCAAAGCAGAAGGUAGUUCCGUAACAGUGUGUUUUACACACUCCAAACUGCGAUACAGCCAUGGAAAAACUAUCUGGGCAAAGGAGUUUUGCAGACAUGAGCUCGCAGUAACCGUCGAGAAAUUCAAAUUCAGUUUGAUUAGGAACCCUAACCCCAUUUUUAGGUUUACCUUCUCUUUGUUUGCAAACGCUACCAUCGAACUUACCGCCAUCGACAUCCAUGUCAUCCACAACUCUAGGAUCAAUUAACAUAUCAUGCGAAGAAGGCCUUGAUGGUGUUGACGGAUCAGCCAGAUUCUCUUUCCGCCCUUCUUGUUCAGCUCUUGCUUCAGUCAGUGGUCCAAUUGCGGCACGUCUGGCUGCUGAGCAUCCUGCUCGCGCAACUGUCGAAGUGCACGUCCGUCCGCUCUCAUCAGUGCCAGGAACCGCGGAGAAGUCUCGUGGAAUGGCGCUACGAGAGAUCGUAGAACGCUCGUGUCUUCUCGCACAACAUCCCCGCACUCUCAUCCAGCUCGUUGUUCAAGCCCUAACGACCCCGACCCCGGGUUACGCCCUUCUCGCAGCCGAGAUCAAUGCAUGCACGCUCGCUCUCAUUAAUGCCGGCUCAAUCUCGAUGCGUGGAGUGGUUUGCGCGGUUCCUGUUGGUAGAGUGAGGAAGGGGAGCAUAGUUUCCAUGGAGGUUGACCCAGCCGAUGAUGCUGUGCUUGAGGGUGGUGGAUGUUUUGCUUUCCUGUUUGGAUUUGCCCUUUCAGGGCCGAUAAAAGGAAGUGCUCCACCUUGCGAAGAUAUUUGGUCAACCUAUAGCGCUCGCCCUGGAACGUCGUUUGAGGAGGCUGAGCUUGUGAGGGCCAAAGAGGUGGCACGGGAAGGCGCAGCGGAGGUGUGGCAAUCCAUGAAAAAUAGCAUACGUCUUCAAAAAAUGGUAGGAGAGACGCAAUCACCAGAAGUCGAUAUCAAGAUGGAAAUAUAAGCGCUAUCAAACGAAGGGCUGUACAUAGAAAUCGUGCGUCUCCAUC